UUUUUUUCUCUAGAAUUAAUUCUUUGUAACCCUCGUCUCGUGUACGGCUGUCUCUUGCUCGACUAGGGUUAAGGAUUUUAGGCGAGAAGGUAUCUUCUUCUUCUACACAGAAAUCUCCGAUCAUGGAUAUGUUGAAGAAGCGAAAGCUCGAUGAGAAUGGCAUCGGGUUUCUAAACGACGGCCACGUCGGCGCCGUUCCGACUCGAUUGAUGCCACAGGACGCGAGGAAGAUCAUCGAGCGGUUCUCUACCGAUCAGCUUCUCGAUAUCUUGCAAGAGGCUGUUGUACGGCAUCCCGAUGUACUGGAAUUCGUUCGAUCGACCGCCGACUCCGACAUCUCUCAGAGGAAGCUCUUCAUCCGUGGCCUCGCGGCGGAGACCACCACGGAAGGUCUCAGGUCGCUUUUCUCUAAUUACGGAGAUCUCGAGGAGGCUAUUGUGAUUCUCGACAAGGUGACGGCGAAAUCGAAGGGGUAUGGCUUUGUUACUUUCAAGCACGUGGACGGAGCUCUUCUCGCCUUGAAAGAGCCGUCCAAGAAGAUCGAUGGCCGCGUGACCGUCACGCAGCUCGCGGCUGCUGGGAAUCAAGGUGCGACCGCUCACGUUUCGGAUAUAUCGAUGAGGAAGAUCUAUGUGGCGAAUGUGCCGUUUGACAUGCCUGCGGAUAGGCUAUUGAAUCAGUUUCUGGCUUAUGGAGAUAUCGAGGAAGGUCCUUUGGGAUUCGAUAAAGUUACUGGUAAAUCGAGAGGCUUUGCAUUGUUUGUGUACAAGACUGCGGAAGGAGCUCAGGCGGCGCUUGCUGAUCCUGUAAAGGUGAUUGACGGGAAGAAUCUGCAGUGUAAGUUGGCUAUCGACGGUAAGAAAGGAAAGCCACCAGGUCAAGAUGGUGUUGCUGGGCCUGGGCAUGGUCAUGGUCACGGUGAUGGGAUGGGUAUGGUUCCUCCUCCUGGACCUUAUGGUGCAGCUGGUGGCCACAGUGGACCUGGUGGGUUAGGUGCUUAUGGUGGAUACUCUGGAGGACCACCACCGCUUCACAUGAAUUCAACACCGUCUUCGAUGGGUGUUGCUGCUGCUGGAGCAGGUGGCUAUGGAGGUGCAGGGUAUGGUGGUCAUUACGGUGGAUACGGUGGUUCAGGUACUGGUGGUUAUGGUGGUCUUGGUGCGGCAUCAAUGGGUGGUGCAGGCGGUGGUUAUGGUGGUCCUGGUGCUGGAAGUGGAGCUUAUAGAAUGCCGCCAAGUUCGAUGUCCGGUGGUGGUUAUCCCGAGGGUGGGCACUAUGGGCAUUCAUCAGCUUCGGCAUAUCCUGGACAGCAUCAGCCUGUUGGUUCCUCCCCUGUGCCAAGAGUUCCUCUUGGAGGAAUGUACCCAAACGUUCCACCAAAUUACUGAACGGUUUGUGACAGGGCGAAGAUGGUUUUUGUGCUUAAUGGUGAUAACCUGAUUGCAGCCUCUUUAAAAUCUCUGGAUUGAUGAAUGUAUUGCUGCUUUGCCUAUGUCUCUCUGCACUUGAACUGAAAUGUGCCUUGGCCUCUGAAUGCCUAGUUGCUCUCUGACUGAUUAGAACUAGGAUAUCAUCUUGCUGUAUUUUUUUCUUUUUCUUUCAUAGACAUAGUCGGCAGAUUUGUUUUGUUUGUCAGAGUAGUGAGUUUUCAAUAAUAUUGGUGUAUUUUUCUUUACCCUACUCUCUUUUAUUGGUUUAAUGAUACUUUACUCUUUGUGAAACAUUGCUACAAAGUUAGUAACUUGUCUGUGUUCUUUGUGGACAUUCGUUUGGGGUUUCACCUGCCUGCAGAAUACUUUACUUGCCAGAAGAUUUGGUUUGUGAAACAUUUUUUGAGUGGUUGAUUCAUAGGUUAAAAAGUGCUGAACAUUUUAGCAGCUCUUGAUUUACUGAGAAAAUUGUAUUUUGCCUUGACACUUCUCGAAGAGCCGACUUAUCUACUGAUGUCAAAACAUGACAUGAUAGAAGUUUCUUGAAGAGUGCAAUUUUUAAGAAUGUGUUUCUUGUUAUCUUAUGUUGCCAUUAUUUGACAAAUCAAUGUGAUUUUUUUGUGUGCUUAUAUAAUACCCAAAUGAAGAGAGUUUACUACUUGGGCAGGAUCUUUUUGAGGUUUUGUGUCAGAGAUUUCAGACAUUUUUGAACUUUUCAUGUAAUGGCUUUGUUUUGGGUAUAUAUUCCAUGGUUUGUGAUAUUUGACAAUUUCUGCGUUUCUGGCCACAUUUUUACGACAAUUUGGUUAAAUAAUCUGUGAAGCGAAAAAAAGACUUUUGAUCUGAUCUCGCAUCUUGUCCGCAAACAUACUAGUCUUGUGUCGUUGUUAGGAAUCAUUCUGUGAAGACAGAGACUUUUGUGACCAAUUCGUUUUCUUCUUUUUUUAUAUAUUCUUUUUUACAUUUUCUUUUGUCUUCCCUUUUAUUGGGCGAUUUGCGGGUGCGACCGAGGAGUUGCGGCAAUAUGACGUUGGCUGUGAGAGGAAGACGACGUCGUUACCAACUCUUUCUAACAACAUGUAAAUAGAAUCCGACUUGCAUGUAUCCUUACACUUUGUACGAUACGAAUAAUAUCUUCACA
Messenger RNA from Eutrema salsugineum, 2571 nucleotides. RefSeq names its product UBP1-associated protein 2C. The record is from RefSeq and is a predicted model, not a curated record. Gene Ontology annotation, molecular function: RNA binding. Bases 123 to 1388 code for a protein of 421 amino acids. The transcript has 2 exons. Lineage: Eukaryota; Viridiplantae; Streptophyta; Magnoliopsida; Brassicales; Brassicaceae.